Molecule: messenger RNA, 3638 nt
Organism: Brienomyrus brachyistius
Lineage: Eukaryota; Metazoa; Chordata; Actinopteri; Osteoglossiformes; Mormyridae
Gene: ippk
Product: inositol 1,3,4,5,6-pentakisphosphate 2-kinase
Exons: 13
Coding region: 149-1612 (487 amino acids)
Biological process (GO): inositol phosphate biosynthetic process
Cellular component (GO): nucleus
Molecular function (GO): inositol-1,3,4,5,6-pentakisphosphate 2-kinase activity; ATP binding
Source: RefSeq, a predicted model, not a curated record
AGUAGGUGGGAUAUCCUUGAGAAAAGCGGUAGUGGUAGUAGUCUGUUGGUGUUUAGCUUAGGGAAGCGAUCAUUUUCAUAUCAGUUUGUGUUUAUGUGUCGACACGUCCGUUUAGUUUAGUUAAAUCAUAAUUAAGGUAAUUUGUGUUAUGGAACUAGAUAAAAUGGACGAGAACGACUGGAAAUACCACGGAGAGGGUAAUAAGAGUCUAGUUGUCUCUCAUGUUCAGCAUUCGCAAGUCCUUCGCCUUUUGAAAUACCCCACAGAAGAUGCUGAACACGCACACCAGACAUCGGAGCAGGCCUUCAAACACAUCCAGAACAUCGUGGAAUUCAGUAAGAAUGUCAUGAAGCCUCUUCUCGGAGAGACCUGCGUCCACCACGGGGAAGCUGUUAAACUCCCCUUGGAUUUUCUGAGGCAACUGUCCUUAAAGGUCCAACACGAGCGGCCAGAGUCGCGCUGUGACAAGGUGAUGGACACGUUCAGCGGCUGCGCGCUGUGCCUGCCCAACCUGACGCAGCUCUCUGCCUGCCGCCUCAGCGACCGCCGGCCGCAGCUCUGCAUCGAGAUCAAGCCAAAAUGUGGAUUUCUGCCGUCUUCACAGCUAAUCAUGAAGGAGGUCAAGCGGCGAGUGUGUCGGUUUUGCAUGCACCAGCACUUUAAGAUAGCUAAUGGAAAGUGGAAGCGGAUGAGCAGAUACUGUCCUCUGGAUCUGUUUUCAGGGAACAAACAGAGAAUGUACUUGACAAUUAAACACUUACUAGAAGAACCACAGAACAACUUAAAAAUUUUCAAGAAUGGUGAGCUGAUCUACGGCUGCGAGGAGGUUGCGUCCUGCCAGCAGGACCUGGACGCGCUCGCCCACCACCUUGGGCCCUACUUUCCCACGCAGGACACCGAUGCGCCCGUCAACGAGCUCAUUCAGGCCAUCGUGGGCACGCUGCUCGACAGCCCAGGAUGCGACCAUGCCGGGGAUCACUGGAGGGCGCCCCCUGUGGAUGGCUGUACUUACUGCGAGGGCAGCCCACUGCCUUGCGAGUUGCUCCAGAACGAGAACCACAGCCUGCCCAAGGAUUGCAUCCUGCACAGAAUACUCCAAGCUCAGAUGCUGGACAACCUUGACAUCGAAGGGGUUUACCCCUUGUACAAGCGAGUCGAGCAGUACCUUGAGGAAUUCCCUAAAGAGAGGGGAAAGCUACAGCUAGAUGGGCCCUACAAUGAAAAAUUCUUGGAAAAACUGAAAAGCUGUCCAGCCGAAGACGAUGGUUCCAUUGAAUAUGCUGUUGGAAAGGUUCACCAGUACAGAGUGUCGAUGACAGCCAAAGACUGCUCUAUCCUGAUUGCCUUCUCCCCAUGUGGAGAGGAUGAACUGCUGGAGCCCAACCUGGAUUUACAGACUCCAAAGCCCAGGUUCACAACAUCCGUGUCCAUCUUAGACUUAGACCCCAAACCGUACGAGAGCAUCGCUCACCAGUACAAACUGGACUCAAAAAUCGUGAACUACUAUCUGUGGAACACGCAGGCCAAUCAGAACAAACCGCACGCACCAGCAACGCAUGUCUACCUGGAGAGAGAUGCUCAGGACUGCACCCUAGUGUUUCAGGCUGUCUGAACAUACUUUAGUUAUGCAAAGUGGACCUAGAUACCUCCUCCCCCCCAACCCCCUCCUGCAAAGCUGAAUGCCGUUCUUGCUGAGUGAAUGUAGGACUGCGGUAUAAAGUUGUCGUUCCUCGAGCUGCAGCCUAUUUCCCGAGACUGGUCUCGAGCGGCACGACAUGCCUUCACUGUGUCAUCAAGACAGAGCUGGAUGGAUCCUGCACCUUUAGGCAGUUCGGAUGCCCAUUCGAUCGCACAGAAUUCUGCCGUAGGUGCAGGAUCCAACUUUUCAAUUGGCUCCAUUGUUGGUCUGUUUUAAGCAACGUAAAAAAAAGGUGAAAGAUAGAAAGCACUAAUAAUUAUACUUUUUUCUGCAGUGAUGUCAAGCUCUGACUAAAUGAGGUCUCACGGUUCUGUUCUUGAGCAUUUAUUCAAAGUUACUAGUGUAAUUCAGGUUAAGUAAUUACUAAAGGCGAGAGAAGCUUCUGGGAACAAACUAGUAACCACAGCUUUAAGUCUGACUAUUUUUGACGAGGUCAAUGUUUAGACCUGCAUUUUAACCACUGAUCGACGUGGGAUAUUUCGACUUAUGUGACCAGGAAGCAGAGCUGGUGGUGAUGUGAGAUAAUUCUUAGGAAUAACUGCGGCAGGUGGUGAGUAGUGCAGGCGAACUGAGGAACGCGGGCUGCUUACAGACUUGUUGAAGUGACCCCCUUACAGUGAACGGGCUCAUGCUGAACAGUCCCACCUUAGCUUUACUCAACUCUAAAACCCCAUAGAAGCCAGCUCGCUUUAUCAAAUGUCAAGUUCCUAAAAGCUGCACGGUGAUUUUGUCAGGGCAGAGAGCAUCGACCCCUUGUACCCACCCAAAUUUAAAAUGAAAUCCUUCCAUGAGCGGAAUGGACAGAUCUUCAGCCUGGGAGAAAUGCCAGAAAAAAACCACUUCAUUUUCCUUGUUAAACUGCUCUGGAUUACAGCGUCUGUUUUAUUGACUCUCUUGAGCAGUGCAUGGCUCCCUUUAUACCGCGUGAGCUGGGAUUUGAUGAAUGUGGUUGAGGUCUGAGGCAUACCCCCCUCCUCCCCUCCAUAUUCAGAGUCUCUUUUGGCAAGACUUGGUAACCCUUUCUGGAGCCAGGAAGGCCACAGAGUCAUCUUUUCCAGUGUUUAACAUUGGCUUGAGCCUGUAUUGGUUUAAAUGACCCGUUACUGAAAAUGCAGAAUAAGCAUAAAUGAACCCCCCCCCACCUCAGAACCCAACAGCUUCAGUAAUGUGAAUUACCUCUUAAGACAUAAAUGGGAAAAUCGCAAACUUACAGCUUUGAUCGGCUUCUUUCCCAGUCGGAUUUGGUUGAGCUGAACAGCCUUCAGCUGUCAAGUGCUGCUACACGAUUGCAAUGCUCACGUGUAACAUCUCGGGGAUGAUUAUUCAUAGCACAAGUGUUCCUGCGUAUGAGACGCCAAAGCCACCACCAGAGGGUCUGUGCCUUGUUCCUCAGUCCCAGUGAAAUCAUGCCUGAAACUCCAGGCUGAGCUGGAAUGCAGACCCUAUCCACCAAGUCGUCCUGGAUCAUUCUCGCACUCUCGCUGUCAUUUAGCUUGAACUGUAUGUGGUAGAUUUAACAGCUACUACUCUACAUCAUGCCUACUUUUCAAAUUAACUGACCACUAUUAAUUAAUCUGAAAAUCCUGCCAAAGAUGGAAUAUGAUCCAUUUGUCUUAACAGAUCUCCAUGUUUUGCAGAAAACUCUAGUUUUUAUGUAUUAUACAAUUUCUAUGCACACACACACACACACACACACACACAAAUAGACCCAGUAAUAGUUAUUUGACCCAGGGUGUAUAAUGCAGUAAAACAGCAAUUUGGUGUGUUUGGAGCAUACCGAAGACUUACACUGUUUUCUUGGGAAGAUCCAUGAUUAAACAGGACAGGAGACACUAAUAAUAAUAAAUAAAAACUAGCACUGUGAUACUGAAGUAACCCGUACUGCUACGUUGGGUAGGUGCAGCAGAAUAUGACAGACUUUUUGUAUUUAAAUGUUAUU